Molecule: messenger RNA, 4718 nt
Organism: Conger conger (European conger)
Lineage: Eukaryota; Metazoa; Chordata; Actinopteri; Anguilliformes; Congridae
Gene: cnnm2b
Product: cyclin and CBS domain divalent metal cation transport mediator 2b
Exons: 7
Coding region: 84-2516 (810 amino acids)
Biological process (GO): magnesium ion homeostasis; transport
Cellular component (GO): plasma membrane
Molecular function (GO): magnesium ion transmembrane transporter activity
Source: RefSeq, a predicted model, not a curated record
CAGCAGCGGAGAUGAAGGCCGACUCCGAUUGGCUCUGAUUUUUAAAAGCCCUUUUCAUUCAAAAGAGGUUGCCCAUUAUCAACAUGGCAGAGCAGUCGGCCCCAGUACCCUCUGCAAAAAUGGCGGCACUUAACCGGGUUCGAGCCUUUACUCUGGUUUUCUUAACUGUCAGCGGUUGUUUCGUUUGCACGACGAGUGGCAAGGAAGUGACAGAAGAGACGGUAAUCAUCGGUCUCAGGCUGGAGGACACGGACGAUAUUUCCUAUAUGGACAAGGGAUAUUUGCGGGUCAGCGAAAGGUCUCGUGUCAAGUUGAGGGUCUAUGGGCAAAACAUUAACAACGAGACGUGGUCCAAAAUUGCCUUUACAGAGCACGAGCGGACCAGAGUCAUCGGAGAUGGUGACAGCUCAGCUGGAAAUAAGAGUCGGGACGAUACGUCCAGUUUCCAUCCAUGUGGGAUCAGAACUUCGGAUAUUAUCAUCCUGCCCAACAUAAUCUUAAACAGAAAAACAUCGGGGGUAGUUGAAAUUGAAGUCAAACCUCUUCGGAAGACAGAGCGGAGUAAAGCGUAUUUCUUGUGCAUCGCCACCUCUGCGCACGCUGUGGCGGGCUUGCACGACCCGUGGACCGAGAACACUUGGAUUUAUCACGAUGGGGAUGACACGAAAGUUAUUGUGGUGGAGGAAAAAAAGUUUUUGCUUCCCUUCUGGCUGCAGGUCAUUUUCAUCUCGAUGUUGCUCUGUCUUUCGGGCAUGUUCAGCGGGUUAAACUUGGGUCUGAUGGCGCUGGACCCCAUGGAGCUACAGAUAGUUCAGAACUGUGGUACAGAAAAGGAAAAGAAUUACGCGAGGAAGAUAGAGCCCGUUCGCAGUCAAGGGAAUUACCUGCUAUGCUCCCUCCUUUUAGGGAACGUCUUGGUGAAUACCACAUUGACCAUUCUCUUGGAUGAUAUUGCGGGAUCUGGAUUGAUUGCGGUUGUGAUGUCAACCAUCGGGAUUGUAAUUUUCGGUGAAAUUGUGCCGCAAGCCAUAUGCUCAAGGCACGGCCUUGCAGUUGGUGCAAAUACGAUAUUCUUGACCAAAUUUUUUAUGCUGCUUACGUUCCCUGCGUCGUACCCAGUUAGCAAACUUUUAGAUUACCUUCUGGGCCAAGAGAUAGGAACCGUGUACAACAGAGAAAAACUACUGGAGAUGCUGCGAGUGACGGAUCCGUACAACGAUUUGGUCAAAGAGGAGCUGAAUAUCAUUCAGGGAGCACUUGAGCUCAGGACUAAGACCGUGGAAGACGUCAUGACACCGCUGAGAGACUGUUUCAUGAUCGCCGGGGAUGCCAUCCUCGACUUCAAUACCAUGUCUGAGAUUAUGGAGAGCGGGUACACGCGAAUCCCCGUCUUCGAGGGGGAGAGAUCUAAUAUCGUGGACCUGCUGUUUGUCAAAGACCUGGCGUUCGUGGACCCGGAUGACAGCACCCCGCUGAAAACCAUCACAAAGUUCUACAGUCACCCCUUGCACUUUGUGUUCAAUGACACCAAGCUGGAUGCGAUGCUGGAGGAAUUUAAGAAAGGUAAAUCCCACCUGGCCAUCGUGCAGAGAGUGAACAACGAGGGCGAAGGGGACCCUUUCUACGAGGUGCUGGGCAUCGUCACCUUGGAGGACGUCAUUGAAGAGAUCAUCAAGUCCGAGAUCCUGGACGAGACAGACUUGUAUACUGACAACAAGAGUAAAAAGAAAAUCACCCAUCGGGAAAGGAAGCAGGAUUUCUCGGCCUUCAAGCCCACAGACAAUGAGAUGAAGGUUAAAAUAUCACCUCAGCUUCUGCUGGCCACAUUGCGUUUCCUGGCAACAGAAGUAGAGCCCUUCAGCCCUGUUCAGAUGUCUGAGAAGAUCCUCCUUCGCCUCCUCAAGCACCCCAACGUUAUCCAGGAGCUGAAGUACGACGACAAGAACAAGAGGACCCCGGAGCACUACCUCUUCCACCGCAACAAGCCCGUCGACUACUUCAUCCUCAUCCUCCAGGGAAAGGUGGAGGUGGAAGCGGGAAAGGAGGGGAUGAAGUUUGAAGCCGGAGCUUUUUCCUCCUACGGAGUGAUGGCUCUGACAGCGUCGCCAGAGAACAAGUCUCCCCCGAGACCGUUUGGACUGAACCACUCGGACUCUCUGAACCGCAGCGACCGCAUAGAAGCCAUCACUCCCACACUGGGGAGCAGCAACAACCAGCUCAACGCCUUCCUGCAGGUGUACGUGCCCGACUACUCCGUCAGAGCAGUCUCCGACCUGCAGUACAUCAAGGUGACGCGGCAGCAGUACCAGAACGCCAUCAUGGCCUCGCGCAUGGACAAGACGCCCCAGUCCACGGACGGCGAGUACACCAAAAUCGAAUUGACUCUGACGGAGCUCCACGACGGUUUGGCGGACGAGACGUCGAACCUGCUGAACCAGCAGCAGCCGCCCCCGCAGCAGAACUGCGUGCCGCACGGCAAACCCAAUCACACUGUGCACACUGAGGGCGCCAUCUAGCCCCGCACGCCCCCGGGAGGGAGAGAGAGAGGGAGGGAGAGAGAGAGAGCAAGAGCGAGAGAGAGAGCGAGAGAGAGAGAGCGCCCGCACGCCACACCCGACCCGCGGCCGUCCCCUGCGGACGGGGCCGCUCAACUGUCCACAUCCAUGACAACGCACCCGGACGGACCAGCCAGGAAGUGCCCAGACCAAAGAGUUUGGUCCCUUUAACUGCAGGGAGGCGCGAGCGAGGACGGAGCAAUAUUACGGACACAAGGCAAGCACGCACGCACGCAGACAAUAUGGUGAGUCAAAGACUGUGCCAAAUACCGCUUUGAAGGAAACCAUGAACCAAGAAUGUUUUCAUGUAUUUAUUUAUUUUAUAUAUGUAUGUGUGUAUGCGUGUAAAUGUAUACCCAAUAUAUAUAUAUGCACUAGUCGCGCAUGUAUAUGUACCCAUAUAUUUACACAUACAUCCAUGUAUAUGUAUAUGUGAGGGUCUUUUUGCAAAUAUGUAUAUUGCAAAUCUUGUUAUUUUUACUGUUGUUCUAAAUCAGGCUUACGGUACAGUAUCUUUUUGCCACCUUUUUAAAAAUCAGAUUUGACAUUCGCCUUUUAAAAUCGUAUUAAUUUCUUAACAAGUGCAAUGAACCACAAUUUUAUUUAAGAGAUGAUUAUGGAUUAAAUCACUGUAUUGUAAAUUACAGAUAUAUAGGUAUGUAUGUAUGUAUGUAUGUAUAUUUGUUUGGAAUGUUGUUUGUAUUUGUCCAUGGGCAGAGCGAUCACAGUCACAGAUUUUACUGUUCCUAAUGCUGCAGUUCGAUGUUGCCAAGGCUGAUUUUCCUGUGACACAACCUCCCCUAUCCACACACACACAGUCACACACACACACACACACACACACACACACACACACCCACACACACGGUCACAUCCUUGGGGUGGUAAAACAUGGUCCUCUUCAGCCACCGUACUCUGUCAGUGUGGAUCAAAGAUGGCGCAUGUUCAGUGUAACAUUUGUUCACUGGUCAGUGAAAUUCAGCAUUAUUUUCCUUUCUAUAUUUUAUGGACUUGAUAAUUGCACAGUAUUAUCAACUGGAGCUGUCCAGCAUGCUGAUUGUAUUAAAAAAAAAAAUCAAAAACAUUCUCACGUGAUAGAAAAAAUGGCUACAGCAGACAAUACAAUGUAUUCAGCAUUUUCAUGUACAUGGUACAGUACUGUAAGCUAAUUUGAGUUACACUCCACUGAUGUGUUAAUGGGUAUUAGUGUGAAAUGGCAUUGCGCAUGGAUUACAUUUCCUUGUCUUAACACUGGAUACAUUCGGACCGUUUUUUUAUUUGUUUGUUGUCGCUGACGCUCAGGAUGAACAAUCAUCUUUCUUUUUCCUGAAAGUAACAAAAAUGUGACUCUGAUUAUCUUACCCCUGGACACUUUCUAUAAUAUAUGUCUAAAAUGUUUAUUUACACAUAUGCAGAAUGUAUACAUAGUCAUUGACAAAAGUAUUUAUAUAUUUCUAACUGAAAUUGUACAUGGUGUUUGUUACUAUCAUUAGGUUUUUGUUUUUCCUGUUUUUAUUUUGUGUUUUUUUUAUUUUAAUUGCUGAUUGCUUACAUUAGCAGGAUAUAUUGAGGUAUAUUUCAUACGAGGGCCAAUUUGGGGAAAAACAUAGGGGCUGUGCAUCGAAAUAUCUGGCCCCAAGCAGCACUGUAGUGCAGAUCUGUGCAUGGAUGUUCCUGACCAACUUCCGACUGACAGGCCAACCCAAGCCUGAUGCCUUCCCCAAGCCCCCUCACUUCUGUUAAAGCUACACAGUUAAGGGCAUUUAGAUUUUCUAUUUAGGUCUCGACUCUUGCCAUACGCUGUAACAUAAAGGAGAAAGCUUCCUGGAAGCACACAGGUAACAGGCAACCGAGACAGAACUGUAAAAGAGAAUGCAAAUGUUUUGAACCUCAGAACUUGUGAAGCCAGUUUUCUUUUUCUACCAGACACUAUGUACAUGAUGUAAUUCAAUGUGCAAUAGCUGGAUUUGUAUACUUUGCCAGGAAUGCUGUGCACAGAUUCUGGCUGUUCUUAAUCCCUUGGAGAAGUUGGAGAAACAAUCAUACUGGUUUUCCUCUGUGUACAGGGACUAGAAGGUUGUGCUGCUGUUAGUAGCAUCGUCUUGGCCUUGGGUGACGAGACUUUUUAAUCUAGCCAAUAAAAACGUAUUCAUCCAAGGUUAA